Molecule: messenger RNA, 1367 nt
Organism: Baudoinia panamericana UAMH 10762
Lineage: Eukaryota; Fungi; Ascomycota; Dothideomycetes; Mycosphaerellales; Teratosphaeriaceae
Exons: 1
Coding region: 265-1266 (333 amino acids)
Biological process (GO): error-free translesion synthesis; error-prone translesion synthesis
Cellular component (GO): nucleus
Molecular function (GO): DNA-directed DNA polymerase activity; deoxycytidyl transferase activity
Source: RefSeq, a predicted model, not a curated record
GGCGAAGACAAGGUCCCAUGGGAUACGGGGUUGCAAAUCGGAGAGGGAAGGUUCACAACACUUGGUACAUGCCGUGACAAUCGUCGCCUGACUCGUGCACGCGUUGCGCCCCGCGACACCACUAGCGGCGUCAUUGAUUGUUCGAUAUGAUUUCCUCACAAACGUUCGCCGCGAACGCUUCGAGGCAUUUUAGCGUCGUCGUAUGGCGCGCAACAGGAUGUGAUAACAAUGUUUGGGUAGGGAAGCUAGCGAGCCCGUUCGAGAAUGCCUACCGCAGCGCCAGCGGCUGCGAAGCCGUCGAAGUCGAUAUUUGACCCGUUCAACUCUUCGGCCACUGGCCACCAACGAGCAGACAACCGUCUUAGCGGCAGCACUUCAUGGAGUGAUUCGCGCUCGCUGAAGUUGAAUGAACAAUUCACCGCAGGCGCAGGAGGUGGAAAGCGCAUGAGUGACACUGUCGGUGCGGGCAGUUUGGACUUUGGUGUGGACGGGAGAACAGAGAAUGGUGGUUGGACACGUGGAGCAAAGGGCUUGCGCACAAAAGGGCAAGCUAGUCUCUGGGAGAGUAUGCCGGGUGCUCAAAUCGAGAAGUGCGUAGAGAGGCCAGCAAAGCGAGCCAAAGUCGAGCCAGGCGAAGAGAAACCGACAAAGGUAGUCAACCCAUGGACCCCUUUCAGACGUGAGGAUGGCAAGAUCCGAGAGACUAGCUGGACGUCGCACGACUCCUCGCCUUCACAUCUACUUUCGCCUGUUGACCCGAGCUGCUCGGCACCAGAACCGUCAGCGAGCAUAAGUCCCGAGCCACCAGCACGCGACGCUGCCGUUUCCGACAUUACCGUAGACGUCAAGAAGUCAUCGCGAAUCUUUGAAAACCUCACAUUCUAUAUAAAUGGCUCCACCGCACCAGCAAUAUCCGACCACAAGCUCAAGCACAUGAUUAGUUCGCAUGGUGGCCGGCUAUCCAUCGCACUGGGCAGGAGGUCCGUAACUCAUGUUAUUAUUGCUCGCCCUAGCAGUAAUGGUGGCUGUGGCGGCGGAUUAGCAGGCAGCAAGAUCCAGAAGGAGAUUACAUCCAAACGCGGCGCUGUGGUCAAGUACGUCACUGUCGAGUGGGUGAUGGAGAGCGUGAAGGCUGGCAAGAGAUUGCCGGAGUCACGCUUCGAGGGACUGAGGUUGGCCCCGAAAGGUGUCGAUAGCGUAUGCAGAAUGUUUGCGACAGUCAAACAGUCUCCGAAGGCUCAUGACGAGAAAGACGACAAAGGGUAGCCUGUGCAUUUUUCGAUGUUCCAUACGUCACAACAUGCAGCCGCAGAGCCCCAAUGAGAGAGAAACCUGUGAGCGCUAGACUAGACCGAGGUCCCAGAGUC